AUGCCGGUUUUGGAUGACCAUUAUAGCUUCCUUGACGACUGUCAUGAGUGGCCAGAAGGACGCCUUCCGCGUUGGUGGUUCGGUGGCUUCUCCUCGAUCUGUGUUGCCUGUGCGGUGGCCCCAAUCGAUAUCGUGAAGACGCACAUGCAGAUCCAAAGGCAAAAAAGAUCUAUUUUAGGAACGACUCAAAGAAUAUACAAUUUAAGGGGAUUCUUAGGUUUUUAUGAUGGUUUUUCCGCUGCCAUCCUUCGACAGAUGACCAGCACCAAUAUCCAUUUUAUGGUAUAUGAAACUGGCAAGCAGAUGGAGUACGUCAAGGAGGAUUCAUAUCUGGGCAAAAUUGUUUUGGGCUGCGUAGCUGGUAUUAGUGGUGCCGCCUGCGGAAUUCCAACCGAUCUUAUUAACGUGCGCAUGCAGACUGAUAUGAAGGUGCCGCCGGAACAGCGACGCAACUAUAAGAACGUCUUUGAUGGUCUCAUUCGGAUUCCCAAGGAAGAGGGCUGGAUGGCAUUGUACAAGGGUGGAUCGGCAGCGGCAUUAAAGACAACAGUAGGAACUUGCAGCCAGAUUGCACUUUACGACAUUAUUAAAACGGAAGUGCGGAAAAGUACUUCUGCGAAAGAUGGCAUCCCCCUGCAUUUCCUCACCUCCUUGGUAACGUCGAUCAUUUCGUCUACGUUCACGCAUCCCUUAGACGUGUUGAGGACCAUCAUGAUGAACUCCAGACCAGGCGAAUUUCCCACCCUCUUCCACGCUUCCGUUCAUAUGAUGCGGUUCGGCAUAAUGGGACCCUACCGCGGAUUGAUUCCAACGAUAGCGCGAAAAGCACCAGCCACCACUUUACUAUUUGUUUUGUACGAACAGCUGCGACUUCAUUUCGGAAUAUGCUCCCUGGGAGGGGAAUAAUAUUAAAAAAUACCAUGUGAACUUUUAAUAAAGUUUUUGUACUAUAAAACGAGAAUGUAAAAAUAUAAAGGACUUUUUAGAAAAUAAUAAACUAAAAAAAUAAUGGAAUAUUUAACCCACUCUAAAACGACUAAAGCGAAGAAAAAUGGAAAACCAAAACCCUGUAAGCUUUCUGUGCUUUGCUAGAUCAUUGACC
This is a messenger RNA of Drosophila suzukii, 1102 nucleotides long. It is a transcript of the gene Dic4, whose product is annotated as Dicarboxylate carrier 4. The record is from RefSeq and is a predicted model, not a curated record. Gene Ontology annotation, molecular function: sulfate transmembrane transporter activity; antiporter activity; thiosulfate transmembrane transporter activity. Gene Ontology annotation, biological process: phosphate ion transmembrane transport; thiosulfate transport. NCBI's taxonomy places the organism in Eukaryota, Metazoa, Arthropoda, Insecta, Diptera, Drosophilidae.